UUAGAAAUUAGGUCAAAGUAACCAACACGGUCUAGCGAUCGGUAGAAGGAACCAUUUAUUUCGUGUACUACUGAACCCACUAAAACGGUGGCUUUUUCAGGUCGCGUACAACCAGUAGAUGAUAGAAGUGCUUACUCAGACUACGGUAAUAAUUUUUUACAUAUCUCGGGUCCGUUUCCAGAGCGAGUAGAGUCCAGAUCAUCCGGCAAUCUUACCCCAGUGGAAGCGGCCACUGACGACACACCCAAGGCAAAACAGACCCACAAGAUGCCCAGGGGAAGUGUAGAUUUCUUUGUUCCAGAGGGUGAGCCCGACGGUGCCUCGAAAAGGAGUGUUCCACAGCACGGCAGGGAUAACAUGGAAAUGUCGACCAACAUUGGGUUGCGGAGAGUAGAAUCCAUGGAAACUCUUAACUUAACGCUCCACCAGUGUGCCAGAGAUGGCAACCCAGACAAGCUGCGUCGUCUCCUGGACUACCUUGGAAAUGUGAAAAAGAAAAUCAAUGCCCAUGAUGAAAACAAACUUAGUCCACUUCAUUAUGCAGCCCGGUAUAAUCAUUUUGAAGCGGUCAGAAUUCUGGUGGAGAGAGGAGCAGAUGUGAACAACAAGGGAGAGGAUGAUCUGACUCCCCUGCAUUUCGCAGCCCGUUUCAAGCGCAUGAAGCGCAUCAAAUCUACUGACAGCCUGGAUGAGGUAGAGGGCAGCAGUGCACCGCUGACUCCUAGUAGUGAGGCCACAGUGGAAACAGCAGUGAGCAAUGAGGAGGAGGGAGCAGAUGGGGAGAAUGUGCCCAAUGGAGCGACACCAUACAUUAGCAUCGUGAAUGUCAGGGCAGAUGAGGAGGAGAUGGAUGAAGCACCUGAGGAGAAGCAAGUGGAACCACCGAAACCUAAGAAAAUUGUGAGAGAAGAGGUAACAUCUGAUGAUGAACUAGAUAAUCAGCCAAGUGUUGUAAAAUACUUAGUAGAACGAGGGGCCAAAGUUAAUGCACAGGAUUACUAUGGUCUGACUCCACUCCAUUUUGCUGCCAUGCGGGGCAAUGACCUGGUCAGCAGAGAACUGCUGAGUGUGCGAGGUAUAGACAUCGAGGCCACAGACAAGCAGCAGAUGACGGCCCUGCACUUAGCAGCCACCCACAGUUGUGUGGAGGUGUCCCAGAUCCUCAUAGAAGCUGGGGCAAACCUGCGUUGUAUUGAUGAUGAGUUGUCCACUCCUCUACACCUGGCUGCAGAGGAAGGCAAUAUCAAGAUUGUCAGGAUGUUGUUUGAGGCAGGACAGAAAAAAGAUGGCUGGGUUACUUUGUCACAGAUGGUAACAGAUCAGAAUGUAGAAAAGAGCACAGCCCUUCAUCUUGCAGUCAACAAUAGUCAUUAUGAAGUGGCUAAAUUAAUUCUAGAAAAAGGUGGAGAUGCUAAUGCCACAGCCAAUAACUUCUCCACUCCUCUCCACCUUGCUUCUGUUGGUGGAGAUGUACGGGUCGUGCAGCUGCUUCUGGAUAGUAAUGCUAGAGUAGACGCUCUUAACCACAACCAGGAGACCCCACUCCACAAAGCUGCAGAGAAUGACCACUCUGAAGUAGUGGAGCUGUUACUGAAAAGUAAUGCAGACAUUGAGAAGCGUGACAAGGAUAACUUCACCCCACUGUUGCUGGCAGCAUGUUGGGGUAACCCUGAGGUGGUCAAGGUUCUACUCAGGUACAACGCUGACCCUAGUGCAGUGGACAAGAAUGACAAAACUGCCAUUUUCUGGGCUGCGGAGGACAAUCAUGUCAGCUGUCUUCAGGUUCUUCUGGGAAAUCCAAAAGUGUCAAAACUGAUUGAUGAAGCUGAUCGAUAUGGCAACACCCCACUGCAUAUUGCUGCACAGUUGGGACAUAUUAACUGUGUUAAGUUGCUAAUGGAGUACAAUGCCAUGAUGGACGACAAAAAUGAAGAUGAACAGACACCACUGCAUUUAGCUGCAAUGCAUGGUCGAACACUAGUUGUAAGAGAGCUGGUGAACAGGCAGAAGACAAUAGUGAAUGAUGAAGAUGAAGAGUCAAACACAGCCCUGCACCUGGCUGCUUUGGCUGGUCACCAGAAAGUGAUGGACGUGCUGCUGGACCUUGGGGCAGACGUGGAGGCUAGGAAUGCUAAAGGUUGGACAGCUCUUGAUUGUGCAGCCUAUAUGGGCAAGGUGAAGGCAGCAAAGACAUUGCUGGAAGCAGACAGUCCUAUUGAUCCACUUGAUAGAAACAAGGUUACUCCCCUUCAUUUGGCUGCUAAGGGUGGCCACACAGAGCUGGUGGAACUUCUUAUCAAGAUGGGUGCAAAUGUUGCACAGAGAGACCACGAUGGCCUCAACUGCCUGGAUAUGGCUAUAGACUGCAACCAUGAGAAUGUUGCCAUGGCAAUUGUUAAGACAGACAAGUGGGAGGAGGCUAUGAAAAACCAGAUUGCCGAUGUGACCAAAGGUUUGGUGAGGGAUACUCCCCUUCGGAAACUCAUCCGCAAAAUGCCAGAUGUUGCAGAGAAAGUAUUUAACAACUGCAUGAAACCCAACAUGACCAACCUUGAACACAAAGACUGUGAAAUAACAUUCAACUACGAGUACCUGGAUGACAUGUAUGCGGACUGGGGUGAAAAGGGGACAAGUGACGCUGGAUCCAGCUCAGGUUCAAUUUAUGAUGAAGACACUCAUAUCAUCAAACCUGACGUUCGUCCCUAUUCCAAGGAUUCAAGGAUUUUGAAGAAAAACCAUCCAUUGCAGAUUAUGGUGUCCUCAAAAAGAGAAGACUUGUUGAGUCACCCACUGGUAUCCAGCCUUCUGAAACACAAGUGGCAUAAAUUUGGAGCUGCCUUCUACUAUAUUAAUCUGAUUUUUUACUGUGUCUUCUUGACCUUCCUGACUGGCUAUAUGCUGGUCCAUGAACCUCCCUAUAUGCUGGUGAACUACACUGCAUGGAAUGGGACUGAUAUCUAUACAGUGUCAUGUCAGGAACUGGCCAGCUUUGGUUUACACCAGCCUGUACAGUAUCCCAUAGCAUUUCUGUUGUUUGGAACCAUAGGGAAGUGGAUAGUUCUGGCCCUGGCUGUACUCACAUUAGUGAGAGAGUUGUUUCAAAUAUGCUACUCAAAGCUGAACUAUCUGAAUGUAGAAAACUUUAUUGAAUGGUUGAUAUAUGUACCUGCAAUCUUACUGGUGAUAGACUGGGAUUCAUGCCAGAUGAGCAACCCUCAAAUCAGACAUCCAUGGCAGUGGAACGUGGGAGCCAUUGCACUAUUCCUGGCCUGGAUUGAGUUGUUGCUGUUCAUAAGAAAGUUACCAAGAUUUGGAAUCUAUGUGGUGAUGUUCACAGACAUCCUCUGGACCUUCUGCCAAUUCUUCCUUGUCUUUGUUUUGUUCAUAGUGGCCUUUGGAUUGACCUUCCAUGUGUUGUUGAAAAACCAGGCACCAUUCAGCUCUCCAGCUAGAUCUUUAUUGAAGACAGCUGUGAUGAUGAUAGGAGAGUUUGAGUUUGAUACUCAGUACACUACAGAGAUCACACCUGAGGGGCAAAACAUGCACAGUGAUCAGGUCUACUAUGAGGGGGUUACAUAUGCCAUCUUUAUUCUCUUCUUGGUUCUUAUGUCCAUCCUCAUCAUGAACUUACUGGUUGGUUUGGCUGUAGAUGAUAUCAAGGCUGUCCAGGACCAGGCUGUACUGAAAAGAUUGGCUAUGCAGAUUGACCUGGCAUUAGAUGUGGAGAAUCAAAUACCUGGCUUUUUACGGAGAAGGAUGGUAAUAAAGCAAGAGGCACUGAAGCCUAACCAGCAGAGCUGGUUUACCAAAGAUAAGUCCUUGACGUCUGCUUCCAUCGCACAGGCAUUGCAGCCAGAGCUGGACCGCAUGGAUUACAUAGAGGAACAGCAGGAGUUGACCAGAACUGACAUCUGGAAGCUGAAGGGUCAAGUGAAGGCCCUCAAGUCUAGUACUGACCGCAUUGAGACCAUGAUGACUGCCUUGAUGAAGCAUAAUGAGAUCAACUGGGAGGAAGAGGAUGAUGUGGAUGACCAGGAUGAACUCAACUUGGCAUCUCUGGGAAUUUAAGUGCUGUUGUUAAGUUUGGCCGACAGUUGACCUGUCUGUAGCUGGUGAAGAGUUUAGUCAUUCACCUUGGGUAAUAUUUACCAGUUAUCAGGAGACAGGAGCUGGUUUUGUCCUGGAGCUGAUUUAAAGCUGUGGCACAUUCACUUUUAAAUGAUAUGGAUAGCACUUUAUAAUCACCCAUGCAUGUAAUUGUGAGUCUGAUUGAAACUGAGGAUGUCAUAUACAUAGUAAAUAAGAUAUUUACUGUUCCAUAGAGCAUUUCAGUGGAUUGGAAAGAAAAUUACUUGUACCAGUAGAUACUCAGGUUAGAUUUGUUAAAAUGAAUUUUUAAGCCUUUACUUCUCAGCUUGCACAAUAUUUGCUAGUGUAUUAGUAUCCAUGUGUAUAUGAAGAAUCAGUUGGAUCUGUAAGUCAUUUCAUUCAUGGUGAAAUACUUAAUGCAAUUAUUUAAAAGAACACUUACCACAGAUUAUAUACAAAGGAAUUUAUAUUUUAAAAAGGUCAUUGUAAUGUACUCAUUGUUUUGUUAUUCACCUUAAUAAUGUAAGGAGUUGUAGUCAUCUGUGAUAGAGAGAAAUCUUUUCAAUUUUAUACAUACAUAUACUACAAUAAUAACAUAUAUCUCUAUAAUAUUUUUAACCUUUAAAUAAAUAUUUCCAGUAAUUGUGGGAACAUAACAGCAUCAGUGUUGUAGCUGUACUGGACCUGUAAUUUUUAGAGUUUCAUAUUGAAGCAUUGUCUCAGUAAGGUUAGAUGGUUUUAUUGCCAUUGUUUCCAUAAUAUUAGUUAUUGCUGAGAGCCUGACAUAAAUGGAAGGAAAGUGGUUAAAGCAGUUAUUUCAAAAAGCAAGACAGAAUUUCUUUACCCAUCAAAGUGAUCUAUUGGUCUAUGUACAUUUACAAAACUUAUAUUAUAAUAUUAUAUUUACAUCCAUUUUGUAGAAGUUUAAACAUUCCUUGUGUCCUUUCUUAACAUUUUUUCAUAAUCCUAUCUUGUUAGUCUAGUCUGUAUAUAUUCAAGUCCCAUGGUUGAAUAAAAUUUAAUUGUUACAACUAUAAUAAGAUAACUGUAAUGUGUUUAACUUUAUUUAUAUUAAAUGACCUGAAUUCAUGGUAAAUAAUGAAAGCCGUAACUUGUACUUUGUUUUUGGUAAACCUUUUCAGAUUGAAGCAUUAUAGUAACUCCUUUAACAAGAACCAUUUUGUUUGUUUUUUUUCUGGACUGCAUAUCAUAAAAUCUUCAAAGUUAUUACCUUUUUGAAAGAGGUCAACAACAUUUUAAAAUAUUAUGA
This is a messenger RNA of Lingula anatina, 5359 nucleotides long. RefSeq names its product transient receptor potential cation channel subfamily A member 1 homolog. Gene Ontology annotation, molecular function: protein binding; monoatomic ion channel activity. NCBI's taxonomy places the organism in Eukaryota, Metazoa, Brachiopoda, Lingulata, Lingulida, Lingulidae. Gene Ontology annotation, biological process: monoatomic ion transmembrane transport. Gene Ontology annotation, cellular component: transmembrane transporter complex; membrane. The record is from RefSeq and is a predicted model, not a curated record.